CAAUAACCUGGCGUUGUAUGAUUUUUAACUUGGGCAGGGUCAGUCUUCCCUGCUAUCACCGGAAGAGGGUCAGUGGGGGAACGGUUGCCAGGCGGACUUGCCAGAAACACCUCGGAUGGGGGAAUGGAUUAAGCGGCGGACCGGGCUGAGUUUCCGGUGGCGGCAUGUUUGAAACUGAUUAAGUGCUCAGUCGGAAAGGGGAGGGAGCAGUCUCUGAGCUUGUUGAUCCAACUGAGAAUGCACUGAAAUAUUAGAAUGAUCAAAACUGAGGAAAUAAGUCGCCUAUUAUCUGAAUGAGAAUAAAAUAUAUAUUUAAAUAAUCAGAAAUAGACAUAAACACUGAAUGAACGAAUUCACGGAGCAACGACUACCCAAAAGAAACUGACCUGAGAUCCUGUAAAUUUCAUCUAAUUAUUUUGUUGUUCAAUUGCAGUGAGCAGAAAUGGAAUGUGAUCUAUUCACAUAAAAGUGACGUACUAAUGUUUUAUAAACACGCACAUGAAUUUAUAAAUGUUGAAAGAGCAGAGAAGUCCCUAUAUUCAGUGCGGGAUGUAAUCAUUCGUAGGUUAAGGGUGAAAAUCGGAAAAGCUGAUCAAAAGCAGAAAAUCAGCAUCAGAAACCUGGGCUCAGCAACUUCAGAGUUCAAUCCUCAGAAAUGACCAACAAAGAAACUACUCCAGCGAUCAAAUGCCGACAAAGAUUUAUGGGUCAACAUCGAAUCCUCAUUCAAAAGCGAAGCGCCGUUGAUUCACAUUCCCCAACCCUUCGCCGGUCAGGCCGCUUGCAGCAGCGAAUGCCCGGUUCAAAUGGGAAGGUAAAGCGCACGGAUGUGACCCAUGCUGAGGUCCCUGCUAAUGUUAAUCCAUCAUUUGGGAAUACUGGCUUUGCUUCUGAAUCAUCCUUAUCUUUGGAUGAUGAACUCAUACAAGCAGCAUUGGAUCUUGAAAAAAACUGGAAUGCUGGAAUUCCAAAAGAUGUUUUAAAAUCAAUAUAUUUGGACGAUAUUAGGGCAACAUCCAAUUCUGGUGGAGGUGCAAUUGAAGAAGUUAAUACCUUUAAUCCUCCUCAUGAAGAAAAGGGCUCAAGUUCUGCAGCAAGGAAAUGUAGGAGUAAUGAUGUGGACCAGAAAACAUUGCACGGAAUGGUAUCACCUAAAAAGAUCAAGAACUCAUCAGCAAUUACAAAUGUUAAUCUUGAUUUGUUCAAUAACCCUUUACACAGUGGCCGUAAAGCAUUGGCCAAUAGACGCAAAAGAGAAAGACCUUUGUUUAGAAACAAUCCGGAUUCAGAUACUUCAGUGCACCCUGCCGCAAAGAAAAUAGUAGUUUCACAAAAGUGUUCACCUGUCACAAAUGGAGACCGACAGCCAUCUUGUAUACAAAAAUGUCAAAAAGUAAGAACUGUGGUUAAAUGGCAGAUUAGAACGUCAAGUCAGCAAGAUAGAACUUUGGAAACAUCAAGAUGUUCCAUCAUGCUUACUCCAAAUUGUCAAAAUUGGGUAGAAAAGAAGAAACUUUCGCAAUCUAAUUAUUCCGUGCCUGUGCUAACACCACCUCCUGGCCUCAGUCAAAGUCUGUUAGAUGGCAGCAAACUCAGUGUGACACUGACAGCAACAGGGCAAUGUGGGCAGGUAGCUGCCCCCUCACAACAAUCAAUGCUACUGCUGUCUAACUGGGGGCUGCCCAAGUCCGUUCUGGAGAAUUAUCAGAGCAUGGGUGUAGUCAGCAUUUUUGAAUGGCAAGCUGAGUGUCUUACUCAACAUCAUGUGUUAGAGGGACGAAACUUGGUCUAUUCAGCCCCUACCAGUGCCGGAAAGACACUCGUAGCAGAAUUGCUCAUUUUAAAGAGAGUUCUGGAAAACCGGAAGAAAGCGCUGUUCAUCCUGCCAUUUGUUUCUGUGGCAAAGGAGAAGAUGUAUUACCUGCAGAACCUAUUUCAAGAGGCUAUGGUGAGAGUGGCAGGAUAUAUGGGAAGCACAUCACCUGCUGGGGGAUUUUCAUCGCUGGAUAUAGCUGUGUGUACAAUUGAGAAAGCAAAUGGACUCCUCAACCGAAUUAUUGAGGAGGAUAAAAUGGACCAGAUCGGAAUUGUAGUAGUGGAUGAGUUACAUAUGUUGGGGGAUUCGCAUAGGGGAUACCUGUUGGAACUUCUCUUAACCAAAAUACUGUUUGUUACUCAAAAGAGUGCAAAGAGGCAUAAGGCUGCGGCAAAAGGAAAGAGGCUCAUUGAUGGAGUACAGAUUGUAGGGAUGAGUGCCACUCUUCCAAACUUGGGUAUCGUAGCAACCUGGUUAGACGCAGAACUGUAUUGUACUGAUUUCAGGCCUGUACCUUUACUGGAAUUGUUAAAGGUUGGCAACACAAUUUAUGAUUCAGAAAUGAAAGUGGUGCGAGAAUUUCAACCUGCACUUCAGAUUAAGGGUGAUGAGGAUAAUAUUGUGAGCCUUUGCUACGAGACUGUGCAGAAUGGUCACUCUGUCCUCCUGUUCUGUCCUUCCAAGAAUUGGUGUGAAAAACUGUCUGAUACUAUAGCCAGAGAAUUCUAUCAUCUCCACCACAUGACAAGCACUGAAGGAUUUGUAAAAGCAUCCAAGUUGUUCCCUUACACACUACACAGGGAUGAGCUCCAAGAGACAGUGGAUCAGCUAAAGCGCACUCCAGCUGGACUCGAUGCAGUGCUGGGGCGCACUGUACCUCAGGGAGUGGCCUUUCAUCACGCUGGAUUGACUUUUGAUGAACGUGAUAUCAUUGAGGGGGCAUUUCGCCAUGGUUUGAUUCGUGUUCUUGUGGCUACUUCCACCCUGUCCUCUGGUGUAAAUCUACCAGCUCGUCGUGUGAUUAUUAGAUCGCCAGUGUUUAAUGGGCGGCUCCUUGAUGUUAUCACCUACAAACAGAUGUCUGGGAGAGCUGGAAGGAAAGGAGUGGACACAAUGGGUGAAAGUAUACUGGUGUGUAAGAAUGCAGAGAAAGCAAAAGGAAUGAGCCUGAUACAGGGCUUUCUCAAACCUAUUCGUAGUUGCCUUGUGAAGAAGGAAGGAGAGGGUGUCACUACCAGUAUGAUCCGAGCUAUCCUUGAGAUUAUAGUAGGCGGUGUUGCCAGUACCCCAGAAGAUGUCCGUGUGUAUGCCUCAUGCACACUGCUGGCUGCCAGUGCACAAGGAACUGAGGUAGCAUCAAUCCAGGGCAAUGCUAUUGAGGACUCUAUACACUACCUAAUGGAGAAUGAGCUUAUUCAAAUACUGGAAGAGGACCAGGAAGGAAAUAAAAUUCAACUGUAUCGACCCACACAGUUAGGAGCAGCCACUCUUGCUUCUUCCCUGUCUCCUCCAGAUGCACUGAGAAUCUUCGCUGACUUGCAGAAAGCAAUGAAAGGAUUUGUUUUGGAGAAUGAUCUUCAUAUUCUCUAUCAGAUCACACCAUUCUAUGAAGAAUGGAUAACCAUUGACUGGUAUCAAUUUUUCUGCUUGUGGGAGAAGUUGUCAGCCUCAAUGAGGAGAGUAGCAGAGCUAGUUGGAAUUGAGGAAGGUUUUUUGGCCCGAUCAAUUCGAGGCAAACUUAUUCCCAAGACGGACAAGCAACGCAGACAAAUGGCUAUUCACAAAAGAUUUUUCACUAGCCUUGUGUUACUCGAUUUAAUCAAUGAAGUUCCUCUCGGAGUUGUUGCAAAGAAAUAUCAUUGCAGUCGAGGACAGCUUCAAUCUCUGCAGCAGUCUGCAGCAACUUAUGCAGGUAUGAUAACAGUAUUUAGUAACCGACUUGGUUGGCAUAAUAUGGAGCUGCUGCUUUCACACUUUCAAAGUCGCCUUAAUUUUGGUGUUCAGCGACAACUUUGUGAUCUUGUGCGGAUUUCUUUGCUGAAUGCACAGCGUGCUCGAGCAUUGUAUAAUGCUGGAUUUGGCACAGUAUCUGAGCUGGCACAGGGGAACCCUGCUGAUGUAGAAACUGCUCUGAGAAACGCUGUCCCAUUUAAAAGUUCCAGGAAAGCAGUUGAUGAGAGUGAAUGUGAAGUUCUGGAACGCAGGAAAACUCGCUGUAUCUGGGUGAGUGGAAGGAAAGGCCUAACUGAGAGAGAUGUUGCUGUCCUCAUUGUGGAAGAGGCCAGGAAUCUCCUUCAACAAGAUCUGGCUUCAAUGGGUAUUGAAUGGGCCCCCAACCAGUUGCUAACUGUGGUACAGCAAGAACCUCCCCUGGCAGCUGCUGUAUCUGAGAAUGGUCCGGAGUAUGGUGAUGCUGCAUCCUUAAAUCCAAAUUCAGUGGGAUCUGGGAAAAGCCAUGGAGUUACAGAUAUUUCAGUCACUGACUCAUUGGAACAUAUUGCCACCAAGACUGAAGCAUGUUAUGACAAGAAUGCAGAAAACCUGAAUUCUAAUUACAAUAGGGAAUCUGCUAACAAGCAACCAUCAAAUGGCCUUCCUGAGGAAAAUAUCUUUCUCUCAGUUGAUGGGCAUUGUAAGACGAAUGUGGAGAGUUUGAAUUCGUCAAAAGUUGGGCAACGUUUUGUCAAUGAUAUGCAAGUUGUAAAAAAUGUUAUCAAUGCAAAUAAUUCCUUUUUGGUGGCUAAUGACAAGAAACGUGUUGGUGAUGGUAAAAAUGAGAAGAAUGUUGGAGAAAAUACAGCUCAAACUUUGCACCACAUUCAGACUGAGAGCAAUGCCAUUGAUGCUGUAAAUCACAAAAUACACAGGAAUCCAGUAACUGUUGGUGAGGAAAAUAAUAUAAACGGCCGAAACGUUGUUGAAGACAAGUCCUCUGUGAUGUGUUCUGUCACAGGAGUGUUUGAUGAGAGCUUUCAGUUGGAUUCACAGAUUGAAAAGAUCAUAGAGCAAGCUGCUGCCACUGCAUUGCCGAUUUGUGAAGGUCAGCAAGGAACUGACAAGACUAACCUAGCCGGCAAAUUCAAGUCCAGAAUAGAAAGCGGUGAGAGCUCAGUUAUUGUUGGAACUAGUGCAAAGCAAUCCAGCGGUAACACUUCAAAUGGAAAUGAGACAUCGAAACAUAAGCCUGCAGUAAGUGAGAAAAUACCUCAGGGAGGACAUUUUAGUUCUUCUGAUCAUCAGGUACAGAGCUCUGGAAAAAGAGAGUUUUCCAACUUAAUUAAAUCCAUAAUAGGAUCACCUAAUAGUCUUCCAGCUCCUUCAUCUGAAACGGGUCCAUCUUCAUUGAAAGCCAAUGACUUGUCUUUAACUGAUACCCAGCUGCAGAAUUUCAUGCUGGAUUAUAAAACACCAGCUUCUAUUGAAGAAAGUGUCUCAACUGUUCCAGUUCAAAAAUUGAAUAGCGUACUGGAUAUUCCAAGUUGCAAUGGUGGAGCGCUCCGGUUACAAGAGCUUUUUGUUCAUUCCAGUACUGAUUAUGAGACCAACCUGAACAUUAGUGAUAGUUUAUUUGAUAGUUUUACGGACGUUUCCUCCAAUGAUGAUAUGCACACACAGGUAUUUACACCUGGCCAGCAACCACUGCCUAAAACAGAUAUGAUCCUGGAAAACCAGCCUUCUCGUAGUCUGGUAAUAGAAGAUGAAAUACGUCAGGAUCAGAAUGACGUGCAGAAAAUUGUUGCUGAAGGUCCUGAGAAAAAUUUACCUUGGAGUGAGUUGUCCUUUAAUUUGUCUGAUUUUAGAGAUUCCUACCAAAAUGGCAAUUCUGUCACUGGUUUCCUGGGGGAGUUAAGCAUGUACAAUCUGGACAAUGAUACAUCUGACAUUGCUGACGAUUUAAGAUUACAAGAACAGGAGAAGCUGAAUAGUCAAAUAGAAAGUGGCAACCCAUACCAAGGCAUAUUAACUAAUGGGUUACCUGACUGUGUGGUAAAAAAUAAGGUGACUGAGAACAGGAAAUCGAUGCAGUCACACCCACCACUUGAUCGAAGUCCAGAGGUAAAUGAGCUACAAAAUCAAUUGUCAACUCCUUUGGAUCAGAAAUAUCCAAAUUUAAAUGGACAAACCGAUGAUCAGGAGAAAGACCACUGUCUGAGAAAUCUCUCGGAAAUUGAUGGUUUUCCAAACAAUGCAACACAAACAUCUGAAACUCGAAAUCCACAGCAUGUGCUGGUGUUAUGUCAAACAGAGAAGACCGCGAGUAAGGUCUCACUAAAUCGGAACCAGAAAACAAAUAUAAGUAACCAAUCAUCACUUUUAGAAAUGGAAAAGCUGCCUGAAUCCAGACCAGACAGUCGAAAUGAAAUUCCUCCAACACCACCCAAUAAACCUGCGACUCCUAGAAUCAAACCCACUUUGACUGCGGUGACUGCUGAAAAGUGCCAAAAACAAUCUCUACCAUUAACAACUCCUGUUUGCUCUUUUCGUCAUUCUGACUUUGGGAGAGAAGAAGCGGGAAGUCCCCGAUCACAUCAUGUUGAAUGUAGUCCUGUGAUGGAUGUUAAUGGUGAUGCUGAUGGCUCUUUUGUAGGGGAAGGGUUUUCACUUCAGCUUUCACAAGACCAUUUAUCGCCAUCGCCCAACUCUUGCAGUGCAGAAACAUUCACCAUUAUUGAUGUGGCGAGUAGCCGAGCCCUGUUCCAGACAUUUAUGAAGGAGUGGAAAAUGAAACCAAGAUUCUCACUCACGGCUGCUUGUGAGAAAAAGCCACAUGUUUUGUCACCCAGCUCCGAGAUAGGUGGCAGGUUUAAGCAAGACAAGACUGCUGUAAAGGUUCAGACCAAAACAAAUGGAUUUGAAGUGAGCAGCCACAAAGGCCUUGUUGUAGUAGGUUUGUGCGUGUCAUGGGGAGGAAAGGAUGCUUACUACAUCUCAUUGCAGGAGACUCAGGAAAUUACUGGUGAUUUAAGUGACAGUUUGGCUCCUCCACCUCUAGACCCUGAACUGUCAGUGAAAGAAAGGCUUCUUCACGUACGUUCUUGUUUGCAGCAAGAUACAACGGCUGAUGCACCGCGCUCUAUUAUUACUUAUGACUUCAAGCAACACUACAAAACUCUCGUUGAGGCUUGCAACAUCUCCAUGGAAGGCGUCUACGAAGAUCCAAAGGUAGCAUGUUGGCUGCUGGAUCCUGGCUCCAAAGAGAGAACGCUUCAUAACAUGGUGACCAAUUUUCUCCCCCAGCAGCUUUCAUUACUGGAAGGUGUGAGCACCAGCCAUGGCGUUCAGAGUCUAGGGCUGGGUGUAAACAUUGACAUCUCUGGGCGGACCAGAGCCUCCAUAGAGUCAGUACUGGUCUAUGAUAUAAUGAAUCAACUUCAUUUGCUGCUUAAGAAAGAAAGUCUGCAAGACAUAUUUUGGAAUGUUGAAAUGAAGACUCAGUAUUGCUUGGCCUUGCUGGAGAUGAAUGGAAUAGGAUUCAGUACAGCUGAAUGUGAGAACCAGAAAUAUUUAAUGCAAACUAAGCUAGCUUUCAUAGAGGCGCAGGUUUACCAACUGGUAGGCCACAGCUUCUCCCUGACCAGUCCAGAUGAUAUUGCUGAGGUUCUAUUUUUGGAGCUCAAACUUCCUCCCAAUGGGGAUACUCAUAUGAAUGGCAAGAAGACACUUGGAUCCACAAGGAGGGCAGCAGUGACAGGAGGGCGUAGCAGGCUGGCCAAACAAUUCAGCACAAAUAAAGAAGUAUUGGAGAAAUUGAAGCCACUUCAUCCUUUGCCAGGCUUAAUCUUGGAAUGGAGGAGAAUUACUAAUGCAAUGUCCAAAGUAGUAUUCCCCCUGCAGCGCGAAAAACACCUACAUCCUCAGCUGGGAAUGGAGAGGAUCUACUCUAUCUCUCACACGCACAGUGCUACAGGUCGGAUCAGCUUUAUGGAGCCAAACCUGCAAAACGUGCCAAAGGAUUUUGAAAUUGAAAUGCCAACAAUGAUCAGACAGAGCCCCCCCUUUCAGGGGACAAACAAAUCAGCUGAUUCAACACGAUUCAGGAAGAGGCGGGUCCGUGGUUUUAUGGCAUCUUCUCGGCAGGCUAUGAUGGGUGAUGGAAAAAGUGAGAAAGAGCUGCCAUUUGUAGUUAGCAUAAGACAUGCUUUUGUUCCAUUUUCAGGUGGCCUCAUUUUGGCAGCAGAUUACUCCCAGUUGGAGCUACGAAUUCUGGCUCAUCUUUCCAAGGAUAGGAGCCUUAUUCAAGUUCUAAAUAGUGGGGAAGAUGUGUUCAAGAGCAUUGCUGCAGAGUGGAAAAUGGUAGAUCCAGCAGCAGUGAAUGAUAGACUGAGACAACAGGCCAAGCAGAUCUGUUAUGGGAUCAUUUAUGGGAUUGGAGCCAAGUCUCUUGGUGAGCAAAUGGGCCUGGAUGAGAAUGAUGCAGGUCGUUACCUAGAAACUUUCAAAUCGCGAUAUACAGGACUUCGGACAUUUCUGCAUGAAACAGUAAAAUGUUGUCAGGAAAAUGGAUUUGUGCAAACAAUUCUUGGCCGGAAACGAUACCUUCCAGCAAUAAAGGAUCCCAAUCCACAUGUUAAAGCUCACGCUCAACGUCAAGCAGUGAACACCACUGUUCAAGGAUCAGCGGCUGAUCUGGUAAAAAUAGCUACUGUUAAUGUUCAGAAACGAUUGGAGGAGGCCUUUCCAUCUGUUGCUAAAUCACAUGGUCACUGGAAAAGCAAGCUUCAGGAAGACAAAAAUAUGGAUAUGAUUCAAAGGAAAAAACGGCGAGAACUAUACCAACCAAAUUGUGGAGGUUUUUUCAUUUUACAGCUACAUGACGAACUGCUUUAUGAAGUUGCGGAGAAUGACAUGAUACAGAUUGCUCAGAUUCUGAAAAGUGAAAUGGAAAACACCAUGAAGCUGCUGGUGAAACUUUGUGUUAAAAUAAAGAUUGGUCCCAGUUGGGGGAACCUUCAAGAUUUGGACCUGUAGUGAAGAACUUGCCAGAUUUGAAAAUAUGGACAACUUCCUUGUGUAUUUAUUUUGGAGUGUUGGACACAUGGCUUAUGAUUGGUGCUAUUUAAUAUUUAGCGUAGAAAAUGAAAGAGUUACAUAUGGGUUUACUUUGAAUGUGAAUACCCUGUUAAAUAAAUCAAAACUGAAUCAUUCAGCUCUGUCAAUUGCUGAUAAUUAAAUUGAAUAAUAUUAAUCAAGUUAACCAAAAUAUUUUAUCACUGUGAAUUGCUGAAUGCUUUCCAAAAACGCAUCUAUUUAUUUGUACAAAAUUCAAUGAAAUUGAAUGUAGUAUUCUUGGAUGAAUUCAGUGGAGACUGUUUAACAGGGAUGUUCUAGAACAAAAGUCAUUUCUAUUCCAGGAAAUACUUGAAUGUCCCAGCUCAUUGUCUUAGCUUCAUGUCAUUUAAUUAAUGCAAAGUAACUUUCAAAGAGACAGACAUUUUAAAUCAUCUACAGAGUAUAUAGUGGUGUCUCACAUCUAUUCAAUUACCAGUUUUUCACUUUUGUAACUAUGUACAGAAUGAGAGCUUUGAAUAAAUGUGAUUUGUCUCAAUUUCUCUAUGGGAGAGUGAAUCUGCUACACAGAUUAUCAUGGAAACACCACCAAUGCUGCUUUAUACUUGGAGUUAUGCUUUUGAUUAUAAAGUGAACUGAUUAACUAGUUUUAUCCUCUUUGUGUGGAUAAUUAUUGCAUUGUAAUUAACUCCAACAAUUGAUGUGAUUAAUUGGUAAAACUCAUACCAAGGAACUGAGAGUUACUUUGGUAUAGAAAUGUCAGUGACUCUAAAAGCAGUCAAAGUAUCAGACACCUUUCCUCUGCUCGGGUGUGGAUAUUCUAAAUUGCUUGUAUAUUUAUUUAUAGCCAACCAUUAAAUGGUAGUCAGAAGCUCAGCUUGUAGUGAUCAGACUGUGUUCAAGAUGAAAGUUUUGUGUAAUUAUGAAUUGACAAAUUUAGAUUAAGUGGAACACAUUAUUUAUUGUACAAUUGAGAUGCUCAGCCUCUUUGGCAGCAUCUAUAGUGAAAAAGUGUUAACAUUUCAGGGUGAUGAAAGAUCAUCAUCUGGAAUUGUUCACUAUUUCUCUUUCCAAGGACAUGGACAGACCUGAGUAGUUAAAAUGUUUUUUUUGUCAUUUCAGAUUUCCAACCUUUGCAUUAUUUUAAUUUGUCAUUGUUUGAAUUGUCUGUAGCUGUUAACAUAACAUUAUUGCUAUGACUCAGAUCUGUUUAAGGUGACA
Molecule: messenger RNA, 10045 nt
Organism: Chiloscyllium plagiosum (whitespotted bambooshark)
Lineage: Eukaryota; Metazoa; Chordata; Chondrichthyes; Orectolobiformes; Hemiscylliidae
Source: RefSeq, a predicted model, not a curated record